AUGACGGUGUGCGAGUUUUUCGGUUGCACAUUCUUAGCCUUCGGGCCCCCGUUUGCCAUGUUCAUCUUUACCAUCGCCUCCGAUCCAGUGCGAAUCAUCAUUCUCAUCGCAGCUGCCUUCUUCUGGCUGCUCUCAUUGCUGUUAUCUUCCAUGCUGUGGUUCGCCGUGGUGCCUCUCCGACAAGAACUCGCUUUCGGGCUCGUUUUCAGCGUAUUCUUCCAAGAAGCGUUCCGGUAUAUCAUUUACAAGAUCCUCCGUAAGGCAGAGAGCGGCUUCAAGAAGAUUUCUGAUGAUAGUGCUACGCUUAUUGAGAACAAACACAUCCUCGCUUAUGUGAGUGGUCUGGGCUUUGGGAUUAUGAGUGGGGCAUUCUCGCUUGUGAAUGUAGUAGCAGAUGCUGUGGGGCCAGGAACGAUGGGACUCAAGUCUGGCAACGAGAUGUUCUUCAUAAGCAGUGCUGCAAUCAGUUUGUGUUUCAUUCUUCUACAUACUUUCUGGAGUGUGAUUUUCUUCAAUGCAUGUGAUAAUAAGAAUUUGGUCCAUUUGGGAUAUGUUGUACUAUCUCAUUUGAUUGCUUCAUGUUUAACAUUGUUGAAUAGAUAUCAAAAUUACUAUGCUUGCAUAAUACCACUGUACCUGAUUGUCAGUGUGACUGGAAGUUUCGCUUUCAAGGUAGCUGGAGGGUCUUAUGCAUCUUUCAAAAACUGUAUUAGCAUUAAGUGA
This is a messenger RNA of Acanthoscelides obtectus, 723 nucleotides long. NCBI's taxonomy places the organism in Eukaryota, Metazoa, Arthropoda, Insecta, Coleoptera, Chrysomelidae. The record is from the annotation of a GenBank genome assembly.